CUGCUGUGCCUGUAAACGUCGUGCUAAGGCCAAGUUAGUCGUGCUAUCGCCAGUCGCAGCUGCUUAUACAAGAUGAAGAUCGACUGGAGCAAAGUGGAACAGCCGGACUUCGUCCCAUUCCGCUUCGGGAGUCGGCGAUCCGUCGUAUAUGGAAGUAAAGGAGUUGUAGCGGCCUCGCAGCCUUUAGCCGUUGAAGCAGGGCUAGAAAUAUUGAGGAAAGGAGGAAAUGCAGCCGAUGCAGCGGUUGCCACCUCCGCCGCGCUUAACGUUACGGAGCCAAGCUGCUGUGGAAUCGGCGGAGACGCGUUCUGUUUGUUCUACGACGCGCAGACGAAGACCGUGAAGGCACUUAACGGUUCCGGUCGAUCGCCCGCUAAAUUGACUAUCGACCAUGUUCGAAGCCAAGGAGUGACUGGCCACAAGAUUCCUAGUACCAACCUCAACUCUGUGACUGUUCCAGGAGCUGCUGCUGCAUGGGUCGAUACCGUUGAGAAACUCGGCAGUGGACGACUGUCGGUCGCGGAGAUUCUCGAGCCCGCGAUCAGGCUAGCAGAGGAGGGCUUCCCGGUGACGGAGAUAAACAGUGCCGGGUACCAGAACGCAUACAAUCAGAUCAAGAAUGCCUCUCCAAACGGGGAUGAGAUGCUGUUGGACGGGAAGGCGCCGCUGCCAGGACAAUAUCUGAAGCUGCCCAACCUGGGGAAGACGUUCCGCGAGGUCGCGGAAAAGGGCAAGGAUGGCUUUUACAGGGGCCGCGUCGCGCAAGCUAUCGUGGACCUCAUUCAGAGCAAGGGUGGUGUCAUGUCUCUAGAAGACCUUGCGAAUCACAGCACCGAUUUUGUCGAGCCCAUCAAGUAUACCUUCAACGAGGAAGUUACCGUAUACGAGUGCCCGCCCAAUGGACAAGGUAUCACCGCAUUGCUCGCGCUGGGACUUUUGGACAAUCUCGAGGAGCAAGGGAAGAUCGGCUCCCUAUUGGAAAUGGAGCACAACUCUGCGGAAUACCUCCACAUCCUCGUCGAAUCUAUGCGCCUCGCGUUCGCGGAUAGCCAGUACUACGUGACCGACCCGGAAUUCUCGAAAAUCCCUGUCGAGCAGAUGCUCAGCAAGGAGUACCUCGCCUCCCGCGCGAAGUUGAUCGACCCCACCAAGACAAACCCCAAUGUCGUACACGGAAACCCGGUGCAUUCCUCUGACACCGUGUACUUCUCGGUCUCCGACCAGUGGGGCAACGCGUGCAGCUACAUCCAGAGCAACUACGCAGGCUUCGGCACGGCCGCCGUUCCGAAGGGCUGCGGAUUCACGCUGCAGAACCGCGGCUCGAACUUCACGCUGAACGCGGACCACCCGAAUGCGCUGCAGGGUGGGAAGCGGCCGUACCACACGAUCAUCCCCGCGAUGGCGCUGCGCGGGCAGGAGCUGUUCCUGAGCUACGGCGUCAUGGGCGGCUUUAUGCAGCCCCAAGGACACGUCCAGGUGCUCCUGAACCUACUACGCGGGUACACCGUGCAGGCCGCGCUCGACGCGCCGCGCUUCUGCAUCUCCGCGGGCAGCCCCGAGACAGAGAACGCGCAGAGCAGCGAGUCGGGCGACAUCAACAGCGAGGUGUACUUCGAGGAGGGCAUCUCCGACGCCGUCGUCGAGAAGCUGCGCGCGAUGGGCCACGACGCGCGCCAGGUGAGCGGCCUGAAGCGCAGCAUGUUCGGGCGCGGGCAGAUCAUCCAGAAGCUCACGGACAAAUCUGGCAAGACGGUCUGGGCGGCGGGGUCUGACCCGCGUGCGGAUGGGCAUGCGUCGGCGCAGAUUUGAGGUUGGGUAUAGGAAGUCAAAGGAAUGUGAGGUCGCGAGGAAAACAACGUAUAACAUAGGGUAUGUCUAGCUGUAGCUGCGGAUGUGUAAGUUACUGGAAGUCCUAGGAGAUACAAUGUACGCGAUAACAUAUAUACACGACGAUAUAUCGACUCGCCGAAAAGCCAAUGCUGUCCCAGUCCCACUAGAUCACCUGUAUGUGCACAUAGUGCUCGAAUUUUGCAAGCACAUUCCCCGUACUGUGCGAUGUCUACAUCCACCGCCCGCGCUGCCGUUCACUGCCCUGCAUGCUCUUGAUACGGUAGUCGCGUAGCUCUUUCGUGCCGUCCGGGGCGGUGAUGCGCCCCCAGCCGGCCAGCGGCACGAUGAGCGCGGUCAUGUUGUCGUCGCCGCCCAUGUCCUCCGCGAAGGUGAGGAUGCGCUCCGCGGCGUGUUUCGGACUCGGCGCGCCGCGUGCGAGGUCAGAGAUCUCGUCGUCGGACACGACGGAGGAGACGCCAUCGGAAAGAAGCGUGAUGUGCGACCACUUCCGUCCCUCGAGGAGCAUGCUCCGGACUUCGGGUUCUGGGGUCACACCGAAGGGUUUGAACUUCAGGUCACCUAGGCAUCGAGUGUUCGCCAGGGCACCCAUCCAUCGGACUUCCCCAAAGGAAUCUGUCGCUAGAGCACCAACCAUGCGUCGGAGACGCACAGACUCGACACGGGCCUCGGCGUGGUGAACUUCGGUCAUAGGGAUCACCGUUCCGUCGGUGCCUGUGAGCAACACUCGCGUGUCUCCUACGUGAGCGACAGUCAGUGCAACUUGCUCCGCUUGGAAAUAUCCGGAGGGGAACUUGUCAAGGGACUUCAGAAGGACGACCGAAGAGGUAGCGCCACAUUCCUUCGCUUCCCGCUCCUGAGAGAGAAUCUUGUCCACCUCGAAGAAUGCGAGCGUCGCGCGCGCUUCGAGAUCGAGCUCGCGCUGGAAGUCCGGCGAGUCUGGGUCGAUCCAGGGCGCGAGCACGCCUCCAUUGAAGCGUCUGAAGUAGCCGCCGAGCUCCUUCGUCCACGCGUACAGCUCGGGAAUCUGCUCCUUGUGCACACUCUCGAAGAGCCCAUGCAGCUCUUGACGCAGGAAUUGUGAGACGGUGGAGCCGCCGUGGCCGUCGUAUAUGCCGACGAAGAGUACCUGGCGGGCGAGGGCGGGCUGGAGUUCGGAGUAGUCCCAGUCGACGUGAUGCGCCUUCUUGAAGGAGAGCGCAAGCUCGGCAGGAUCGAGCGAGAGCGCCGAGUACGCGUAGAAGUCCUCUUGGUGACUUCGGUCGCCUCUGGAGCGCGCUACGCCGAUGAAGUUUGGAUUGUUAAGGGACAGACGGGCCGUCCCUCCUCCUGGGGUGCAGAUACGGAUAUAGUCAUGAUAAAGAGCGCGAGGGGGGCGUGUGAGGAGCGGAAGGGCGCGGCGCAGGGCGGACGAGGAGGAGAGCAGCGCCAUGGGAGGCUAUCGCUGCCGUGGUGCACAUCGAGCAACG
Molecule: messenger RNA, 3317 nt
Organism: Trametes versicolor FP-101664 SS1
Lineage: Eukaryota; Fungi; Basidiomycota; Agaricomycetes; Polyporales; Polyporaceae
Product: gamma-glutamyltranspeptidase
Exons: 21
Coding region: 73-1809 (578 amino acids)
Source: RefSeq, a predicted model, not a curated record